Sordaria macrospora k-hell is the source of this 1485-nucleotide messenger RNA. The record is from RefSeq and is a predicted model, not a curated record. NCBI's taxonomy places the organism in Eukaryota, Fungi, Ascomycota, Sordariomycetes, Sordariales, Sordariaceae.
AUGUCCCUCGCACGUCUUUCCGCUUCUGGAUCCCUUCGCGGUACACCAUCUGGAUCUCCUCUUCUCCUCCGUCUUGAGCUCAUCAGGCGCGGCCAAAUACACAAUGUUCGCCCUCUCGUCGCCCAUCGCUCCGUGACUUCUCCACAAUGUCGGUCCCUUCAAACAACAUCGAGGACGUUGGUAGACAAGAACAACACCAACAAGAAGUUCUCGCCUCAGCCUCAGCCCGUUCCCCUUUCGCAGAUCCCUCGUCUCAUACUUGGGGCUGCUAUGGAGAACCUCCGUGGUCUCAAGAGGAAUUUUCGAAAUGGUACCUUCAAGACUAUGCUACGUCAAAACCCCGAAGAGCUAGUGUUUGCUCUUGUCUUGCUUGCUGCACUUGCUGUUGUCAUGGUGUAUAUUAUUCGCCUUUACUUCACCUACUUCUACUCGGAGCAGUUCACCAAAUACCCCCCUCCUGUUGCCAAAGCUCUGCGCCGGGCAUUGUACUACAGCAACUACCACCCCGAUCAGCAGAUGGCCCUCAAGUACUGGAAGCAGGCUCUUGAGCUGUGCGAUGAACUUCACCUCGAUAAUUUCUCUGAUGAUGUCAUGGGCAUCAAGAUUGAGCUUGCAGCCUGGCUCGAGAAGAUUGGGAGCUACGAGAACGCGGUCAAGGUGCUGGAGAAUCUCUCGGGCGACUGCAGGCGUUGGGUUGACCUCAUGGAGAAGAACGUCAAGGAUGGAGGAAAGAUUCCACCAUCGCUACUACCUCCUGUGGCACCCCAGGAUCCAGCUGGCCAGUCUCCCGCCGCCAAAAAGCCCGAGCAGGAGGAAAUUCCUGAGACGAUUUGGGGAAGACGGACGCGCAUUUGGGCAAGUCUGCCGGAGGAGGCUCACGAACGCUUGAUCUGGUCCGUCGAAACCGCGCUCAACGAGCUCCGUAGACGGACUGUCGAGGGACUUAAAGAGGGAGAAGGCAAGUGGAUGAGUUCGGAGGAAAUCGGCGGUGCCUUGGAAUCCCUGGGGCACAGCUACGAGACCAAGUCGCAGUUUCAUCUGGCCCUGCCGCUCUUUUUCCAGGCUCUUCGGUUGUCUCAACACCAAUGCCACAGCGCCACUAUCAUGAACAACAUCGCCAUUUGCUUUGCGCAGCAUCCUAUUAUGCCAGCUGGUCAAAGUCAAGUCGAUACCCUGAUGGGCGAAGAAGUGGCUUCCGCAACACCUGCCCAGAAAAGAACCGCCUAUCUCGAGGCAGCAAAGCGCUGGGCAAAGAACGCUCGACAACACGCGAAUGAGCCAAAGGGCGAUGAGCGGACGCCCGAAUGCGAUCAGGCUUGCGCUACCUCGUUGUGCAACCUUGCCAGCAUUGCACGCUUGACCGGCAAUGUCAUUGAGGCUCGUCGGUUGUUCGAAAAGGCAAUUGAGAUGAGCAGAAGCCUCGAGUUUGAGGAGGGCGUGAACCAAGCCGAGGAUGGCUUGCAGGCGCUGUCCAAGUCGUCGUAG